GCUAACAUCUAUGACUUAUGAUAUUCAAUUUGCGUUAUAUUUGUUGGAAACUUUUGUUCUUCUGUUAACACCACGUUUUAAUUGUCGUGUUCUAUUCACGAUAGAACACAAUGGUUAACGUAUUCCACAGGCGUGUCGAAUUUCCACAGUCUGGCUGCAAAGCUAAAUUACAAAGUUUUGCCAGUAACAUAGUACGUAAGUCGCUUCCCUUAUCCGCUUAAAUCUCGUAAAGUCAUCAAGUACAAGCUAAAUACCGGUAUUUCGAGAAUCAAAUUUCACAUCAGACCACGUCAGAUACCAUUAACUAUCGUGAUUACCCCGCUCUCUGUUUCAUCUUCCAACAGCUCCUCGAAAGCAGCACUGUUCCAAGGAAAACGCGUGACCCUUGAUUAAUUUUGUUCAGUACGCAACGGGAAGACGCGAAAGCACUUGAGGAAUUCAGCUAAACGGACAAAUUGUUUCUUGAAUGAUUAUUUCAGAAACCUACUACUUUUGAACAAGAGGAAACAGUAUUGUUCAAGUAAAGGAGACGUUGAGUUUACUUUCUCUACACCAUCCCUCUUCUAUUUACGUUCGAAUAACUGGAGCAAACACCGGAACACAAUAUAUUCGUAGCAUUUGUAAUGGAAAAAGGUCUUUAACAUACAUUUAAACGUCCUCGAUACAUUUUCUUUUCGUCUACGAAAACCAUGAUUUUUCAAGAAACUUAAGUAUCGUACAACUACGACUAGCAUCUUCUGUCUGUGCAAAGUACAUUCGCGUUGAAAGUUUGCGAAAUUUUCUCCUACUUAAGCGAUAUUUAACCGCUUGUAAACAUUUCAUGAAAUGGAAGUUUGCUGCGUAGAAAAGACUUUCUUUGAUCGAACUGUGAAAGUUAUGCAGGAAGGAAGAGGAGAGUAGAGAAACUAAUGGGUUCAGACAUUUCGAACUAGCACGGGAACAAGGGCGAAAGCUUUUUUCUAUAAAAUAUCUCUUUGAACGUGUUCGAGAGGCGCUUUUUGUUGCAUGAAUUAAUUCGGAAGAGGUGAGCACUCGGCUCAGAUUUUUUCAAACCUAACAGACGUCCGUCGACUGGGAGCGUCGAAAUGACUUUUUAAAUAUAAAAUUGCGUUCCACUGUCAUAAUGUACGCAUGGACAAGUUUUCUUUGUGUUCUCGCACCUCGCCGCGUAAAAGACUGAAAUUCAAAGUUAAACAAAGCCCCUUAAAUUUCUAAUUUCCAUCGUAAUAAUUGCAAUAUUUUAUUACCCCUUUCGAAAUUUGAUAUUUUUCAUUGGGAGAAAAAAGAAAUAUAAAAAUAAAUUUCGACCAAAGUAUUAAAAUAAAUAUGUACACUGGGUGUAGAAAUAUUUUUUACUCUUAUCGUAGAAUAUAAUAGAAAUUAGAAAUCCUUUUAAAAGCGAUUGUCAGUGGCCUUUUCAUCGCUGGCCUUUUCAUUUCGCGCGAGCCGUUACCUUCCAACUUUGUCCCCCUUUGUUGUUACUUUUAACCAAGAGUUAAAUUCCAGAGUAUUCCGGUUUGGUUCGCAGAUUAAACGGGAACACUUUUUAAAACGGUACGGCAGCCCUUAGCUGGAGGUAGCGUCGCGUCGUGUCGCGUCGCGUCGCGCAGCGUCGCACGCUUCGGCGAGUCAUAAGUAUUCUCCGGGUGUCUAGGCACGCCGCAUGAAACCAAGAAUCGUCGGUAUGUGGCUCGUGUGUCCCAGUAUGGCUGCUACAAUCAGAGUGGCACGCGCCCUCAUACUCCGGCUCAUCCACCCCCCUUACCAACCUACACGUAUACAUACACGCUGAAACUAACCCUGAACACCGAUUCCCAGCCAGCCAGCCAAGGCAGUUCAGUGAUUUUCGAAAACGCAUUCCACCCUCUUCUUCUGCGACGCGUGAAUAUUCAAGACAUCCUGGCCUCGUGCUUGCCCCGAUAAUUCGACAAUUCGAUAAACCAACGAGUCGAUACCGAAGGAAAACAAUUUGUCAACGAGACGUUUCCAUCGUGCUAUCGAGUUUUCCUUCCGAUUUCGCCGACUUUUCACCACGGUACAAGCACACGAUAAUUUAAUAUUAUGAGUUUAGGAGCGUCGUAUUUUAUUCUUGGUUAAACAAGAGUAGACCGUGACUUAGGUACGCGUUUUCAACGCAACCUACAUUUAUUACCACUGUCUCUGUAAAUGCUAUGUUACACUAAAUUAUUGCUGUAACCUGUGUUCUGAUAUUGGUGUAAAUAGGAUUUUUUGGGGUGGGCCAAGUUCCUCCAAAAUUUUGCCAUUUUAGAAUGUUUAGAAUGAUUAGAGUAGACCCACCCUGACUUCUACUUGAUCGUAAAUUGUAAUUUUUAAAAUUGUAUUCCGAACGACUUAUCUUCGCACGGUUAGCAUGGAAAACUUGAUAAUUAGAAACACAGUGAUCCCGAAGAUCUGUUGAAAUGGUCGAAAGGAAGCUAACGGAAUGACGAGAUUGAUCGAACGAACGCAAAUACUAUCGACAGAAUCCAAAGUCCACGUAUCAUUCCAUGCUUGAAUACACGUCGAGUUUUAUCGUGGAAUCAGUGGCAGAAGUUGAAGCUAAUACCACCACCGACCGCUGAACCAAUCUCGAGAAAGUUGUCUGUCUUUCUUAGCGAUAAAGAACGAUUGAAAAUGGAAGUAAACCAGAAUAUAGUCCGCGCCUUACCAGCAUUAAAGGUACCGAAUCUUUCACUAGGACAGUACAUAUAUCAACAACUACGCGAGUACGGUGACAACAUUAUUCAGGUAGAUAUUCAGACCGGUAAACAGUUUACGUACGACCAAGUUCUUGAAAAAAGUGUAAUAUUAGCUACCGUUUUGAAAAGCUAUGGGAUACAAGUGGAAGAUAGAGUUUCGAUCGCAAGUGAAAACCACCCUAAUUACGUGAUAACCAUGUGUGCUACUUUAUUCACGGGGGCUGCUUGGGCGCCGUUAAAUCCGGCAUACACUAAAAGAGAGUACAGACACAUGUUGGAUAUUUAUCAACCACGAAUCAUGUUCGUAACGCACCGUACCGAGAAAAUUAUGAGGGAAAUUGCACCAACGUUGAGCUGGCCCAUGAAAUUGAUACAAGUGGAGGACGUGGCUCUCGAUGGACAGAUGGUCACGUUGAAAGAACUUUUGGAGAAACAGAAAAAUAUGGUAGAUCCUUACGCGUUUGAACCGGUACCGGUUGACGAUCAUGCAAAAAGAAUCGCUGUUAUUUUGGGAUCGAGUGGAACGACAGGAUUUCCGAAAGGUGUAAUGUUGUCGCAUCGAAAUUUAUUAACUUUCAUGUUCAAUACUAGAGUUCCAGCUCAUUUAGAUUGUCGACCGGGUGACCGAGUAAUACUCUUCUUACCACUGUUCCACGGCUACGCGUUUGGAUUAGCAAUUAUAUCACUAAGUACCGGAGGAGUCGUAUACUUAAUGCGAAAUUUCGAACUCGUUGCGUUGUUAAAAGCCAUCGAUGAUUACAGAAUCACGCAUCUACCAUUGGUUCCUCCAAUCUUAAUAAUGCUAGCUAAACACCGAAUGGUGGAAAACUAUGAUUUUAGCAGCGUAAGGGAAUUAUUAUCUGGCGCAGCCCCUCUUCAACAGAACGUAUGGGAAGAAGUGCGAAGACGCACGAAAAUGAAAUACAUUCGGAACGGUUACGGUAUGACGGAAUUAUCAAUAAUAUCGAAUUUGAGCGGCAGAAGGAGUACCGACAACACGGUUGGCGCUGCGAUACCGGGAUUCCAGUGCAAAAUAGUGGAUCCGAGCACAGGCAGGACUCUGGCAGUAAAGGAAGUCGGAGAAGUUUGCUUCAAGGGUGAACAAGUGAUGCUCGGCUAUUUCCAAAACCCUAAGGUCACCGCAAAAACGAUCGACCAAGACAAUUGGUGUCACACCGGUGAUCUAGGGUACCUGGAUGAGAAGGGGUUAUUGUACAUCACGGGUCGGAUAAAAGAAUUGAUCAAAUACAAAGGUUUCCAAGUUUCACCGACCGAGAUCGAAGCUGUGAUAUUGUCGCAUCCGAGUGUUAAAGAAGUGGCGGUUGUGGGGAAACCUGACGAGGUUAGCGGAGAAAUACCAGUUGCGUUUGUCGUAAGGCAACCGGGUAGCAGCACGGUAUCGACUAAAGAUAUUGUCGACUUCGCGAAUGACUUGGACGGUGACAAUGAAAUUUCAGCCAAUGAUUUGAUCGAGGUUGUACGUAGAUUGACACUAAACGGCGAGGACGAAUACAGUAGCAUCGAUAAGGCGGAGGCGGAACACAUUGCACGAAUGGUGCUUGACGAAAUACUGUUCAAUGAACUGGUAGGAAAAAUGAGGGCGCAUCGUCUUGGAAAGAUGUUGAGACAACGGUAUGAUAAAUUUUUGGGUAAAGCUCACUAUGGCGAAGUUUAUGCGAUCAGUACAGAUUUUGAUCGUACAAAAAUAUCCCUACAGCUGGUUUUGAACGGACUAUACCCACCGGCAACAAACGAGGCUCGGGACCAAAUACAUUGGUCUCCCGUAGCAACACUCUACUAUCCAAGCCUUUUAGACACUGUACUGUUCUCGCAGCUUUGUCCAACAUACGUGAAAGAAUUGCAAAGGGUGAAAAAGUCGGCUGCAAUUGUCAAAAAACUAUCGGAAUACAAUGAUCUUUUAGAACAUCUUUAUAAAGAAACUGGCAAUAGCAGGGACGAUCCGAUCAUGAUGGUAACCACACUUUACCAACUCUUGGUAUCACAGCGUAGCAUGAACAUUUCUCUGCCGGAAUGGGCCACCGAGAACGUUCAAAAACGUAUGGAAGAAAUAGUACGGUUAGAUUUUGAAACUCAAUCGUAUACCACGCAAAUGAAGCGACUAAACGGCGGUCCGAUUGUAAAACGAUUCAUUGAAAAUAUACGUAACAAAACGGAUAAAACCGGACCGAAGAUUUACUUAUACAGUGGGCAUGACCUCAAUAUUGCUGGUUUUGCCAAAGCGAACGGUUUCACCGAACCGAAGAUACCGACUUACGGAUCUGCAAUUAUAGUUGAGACUUUAAAAAGUCCGCUCGGUGUACGGUUUAUUCGAAUGUAUCUUUGGAUUGGCACUACAGAAGAAUUGAUACCUUACAAAAUUCCUAAAUGCCUGCAAAAUUAUUGCCCGUUCGAGCUGUAUGUAGCGUACAUGCAGAAUGUUAUCCCUACGAACGGGGAAUCGGAAUGUUUGUGGAAUACUAUGACAAUGAAACACUUACAAGAGUAUUAUAAACUACUAGAUUAUUGAACAACAGAUUCUUGAUAACCAACCUGUGCACACAUAUAUUUAAAGUUAUAAAAAUAUAGCUAUAUUAAUUUGAAA
Molecule: messenger RNA, 5301 nt
Organism: Osmia lignaria (orchard mason bee)
Lineage: Eukaryota; Metazoa; Arthropoda; Insecta; Hymenoptera; Megachilidae
Product: luciferin 4-monooxygenase
Molecular function (GO): CoA-ligase activity
Source: RefSeq, a predicted model, not a curated record